Messenger RNA from Colletotrichum siamense, 1854 nucleotides. RefSeq names its product putative RNA-directed DNA polymerase from transposon X-element. The record is from RefSeq and is a predicted model, not a curated record. The transcript has 7 exons. The coding region runs from base 1 to 1854 and encodes 617 amino acids. NCBI's taxonomy places the organism in Eukaryota, Fungi, Ascomycota, Sordariomycetes, Glomerellales, Glomerellaceae.
AUGCUCCGGUUUCCCGGCUAUGUCUCAGAGGAGUUCUUCGUUAACACUGGCAUUCCUCAAGGCAGCCCCCUCUCUCCCAUCCUCUUCGUCUUCUUCUCCGCCCCGAUGCUAGAGAAGUUCGAGCGGCUCCAUCCCGAUCUCAACAUCUUCGCCUUUUCUUACGUCGACGACUCUUAUAUCCUUGCCACAUCCAGGACAUUUGGGGAGAACCGCGAAAUUAUCGAGAAGUAUCACGAGCAAGUCAUGGAAUGGGCAACUCCCAAUGGCAUUCGGUUCGAUCCUGGGAAGUACAAGGUGAUGCACUUCACCCGUAACGAGAAAUGCGACUUGUACCCUCGUAUUCCUGGUUUGACCGUCAAACACGUCAUCAACAACUCGGUCGACCCCGAGGCCCCCAAGUACCUUCGAAUUCUUGGCGUCAUGGUGGAUCCGGCGUUGAAGUGGGAUGCCCACAUUGCCAAUCUCGAGUCCAAAGUGAAGAAGAAGUUGGGAUUUCUGAAGCGGAUCUCUAGCUCCGUCAUGGGUCCUAACCUCAUCGAUAUGCGGAGGCUGUACAUCACGAGCGUGCGACCCAUCAUCACCUACGCCUGUGCUUGCUGGUUCGUUCUCGCCGACGGCAAGGGCCAGCAAUUCCGAAUCACAAAGAAGCUCAUCGCUCGCUUGGAUCGGCUUCAGCGCGAAUGUCUCGUGGAAAUCUCUGGUGCCUACAGCCAAACGCCAGUCAUGGUUCUGCAGAAGGAACUCAACAUCGAGCCGAUAGAAGUGGCGCUCCACCGAAUAGCCACGGCCCAUCGAGUUCGCAACACCAACACUCUGGAGGGGGAGAGGAUGCUGAAGGUUGCGCGCCGUCCCUUUCACCGUAUGCGGUCCUUUACGUGCUUUGAUGUACAUCCAUAUUGGGUGGCAUAUCAACAGGCUGGGCUCGUUCGCGAUGAGAUCGUGCAACACUACGGGUUGGAACGUUCCGUCCGUCUGGGGCGAAACGUCUCAGGAUGGUUCAAUCAGUACCUUCGCGAACAGGGUGUUCUCAGGAGCGCCUAUCUCUGGGCAGAGUUCGCUGAAAAGCAUGCUCUCAAAGCGCCUCGAACAUGCGGUUACGAGGCGGUGACUUACAUGGGAGAAUGGUGCACCAACAUUAUGAGCAUUCACAUAGGCAAGACCAGAGCUCAGUCAACCAUCCUCCUCCACAUGAGGACUGGCCACAAUGGCCUCAACGCGAAUCUGUUCUCCAUUAACAGAGCUGAUACCAACAUGUGUCCCUGUGGCGAGGGCGAGCACACGGUGGAGCAUCUCUUGUUCGACUGUGUGAGUCUGGCACGGCAGAGGAGGGAGUUGUUGCCCGCGGAUUACGGCAAAUGCGACGAUGACCUGCGGCGGUUGAAGCUGAGGUAUUUGCUGAGACAGUGCGCGGGCCCGGUUUCGGCAUGGGCGUUGAAGAACUUUGAGCUUGAGCAGUUCUCGUGGACGAAGGAACAUCUUCCGGUCAGGACCAGGGCUUUUCCGUUCUCGUCUGUCAUCCUGCCCUUCCUACGCGAUCUGAGCGAUCGACAAGGCCCUCAGCAGAGCGGCUCUGUAGGCAGCAUAUUCAUCACCCUGGAGAGCCGUGACGAGAUCCCGCUCCGUCUGAUCCAUUACCCCCCGUCGACACUUCCUAUAGGCCUGGUCCAGAGCUUGAGUCUCGAUGGUAUCCCUGGUGCCGAGCCUAGUGGUGCCUGCAAGGAACCCUUGCACUCCUCCCAACCGGAGCCUUCGCAUACCUCGAGCAGCCGCUUGAGGGUUGGCAUACACGGCGCUCUCUGGGUCGAAGUUGUUGUUGAAGUUGUCAAGUUGUUGGUCUGCCAUUGUGUUGUUUGA